AUGAGGAGAUAUAAAGGAAGAGACAGAUUGGAGCUCUCAUCACUGAGACAUCAGCAGAGGAACUGGUCCAGCGGCAGCAAAACCUCCAGAGAAGCUCCUGCUCAGAAGCCUUCAUCAUCGUCACCUUUCAGACAGCUUUUAUCAGCUGUGUGGAAAGCUUUCAAGAUGUUCCACCACCUUUGUCUUGUCAUUGCACUGACAGGCGCUGCUGUCGCUGAAAUCUGCACCGUGACGGGUCCCACGGUCAUUGACUUCCAAGGUUUUCUAAACAAUGUGGUGGAUCGGUGUGGGCACUCUCUCAUGUCAGACACGGACGCUGGCUUCGAGGUGCUCGCUCACUUCCUGGAACGCCGCCGUAAAGACGUGAGCUUUGUGGACAGCGUGACUCUGUCCGUGGCUGGUUCUGGAGACAUUGUCCUGCAACAAGGAGGCAGAGUCCUGGUGAACGGCGCAGUGGUGUCCCUCAGCAAGACAGUGAAAAACUUUUUUGGCAUUGACAUUUAUGAGGAUGAAACCGGAGUUACUGCAGAGCACAUCACCUCCGAAUACACCGUCACCGUGUUCUUUGACGGCACCACAGCACAGAUCUCCACGGACGAGCCUCAUAACUCCACUCUGACCGGUCUGUGUGUUGACUCCAGGGACAUUUCCAGCCCCGCCAGCUGCAAGCUGCACACAGAAGCUCCGGACAGCUCGGUCAACUGUGCAGCAGUGAUCAAACGCUGCAACAUGUUGACCAAACACUCCUUCGCCUCCUGCAACGCCGACGUUGACCCGACGCCCUACAUGCAAGCCUGCCAGGCAACGAUGUGCAGAUAUCCUCUGCAGGACGCUCUCAUCACGCAGUUCUUGUGGGCCUACGCCCGGGCCUGCGGCCUGAACGGACACAGUGAACUGGGAGACUGGUGGACCAAGGCUGAAUGCUCUCCACCGAAGGCCUACUGUCGGGACGUAAUCUGCACUGAUCAUGAGUUCUGUGGGUGGAAGUUCAGCGGAGAACCUGCCUGCCUCUGCAGAGCUGAGUUCGCCUCCAAGUACAAAGAGUCCAACACUCUGGGUGAGCCAACAGUCUGCAAGCACAGCUCUGCCUCGUUGACUCUGGCCAAGUGUCUGAUGGAGGAACGAGGCAUCGACUACAAAGACUUACAUCUGAAUGACCAGAGAUGCAGGGGGAAGCUGGACAGGAAGUCCAACAUGGUGACGUUCAACUUCAACACCGAGAAACUCUGUGGAGCGGAGAUCACCUACAACAACAACGAAAUCAACUACACGAACGCCAUCAUGAGCCAGAACACCACCGACCUCAUCGUUCGCCACGACCAAGUGUUCAUCGAGUUCUCCUGCUUCAACUCUCAGCCUGAACUGAAGAGCGUGUCCUUCAGAGUCAAAGACAACAGCUAUGUGUCGACAGUAAAAAGUGGAGAGUGGACGUACAACGUGUCCAUGACCCCCUACAUCGAUGAGAAAUGCUCUAAAGCUGUAGCUACAGAUACUGACGUGAAGCUCGACCAGAAGGUCUGGGUGGAGCUGAGGACCAAGGGGCUGGACGCAAAGAGGAUCGCCGUGGUGACCAAGUCCUGCUGGGCCACCAGCGAGCCGAACCCUGACAGCACGCCACGAUACGACCUGAUCGUCGACGGCUGUGCCAACCCUGAUGAUGGCACGGUGCACGUGAAGGGGAACGGAGUGGGAACCUCCAACCUCUUCUCCUUCAACAUGUUCGAGUUCACCAGGCAUCCUGAUAACGUCUAUCUGCACUGCCAGCUCCAGCUGUGCAUCAUAAAGGACAACAUCUGUGUCCCGACGGUUUCCAUGGUGACCCUGACUGAGCGACAGGCUGCCGACCUUCAUGCCGACCUGAGUCCUGAUGCAGAGCGACGUGAGGGGACGAGCUCGUUUCCAGCUGCAGUGAUGACUCACAGCUGGAAUUAG
Nematolebias whitei (Rio pearlfish) is the source of this 1932-nucleotide messenger RNA. RefSeq names its product alpha-tectorin-like. The coding region runs from base 1 to 1932 and encodes 643 amino acids. The transcript is spliced from 13 exons. The record is from RefSeq and is a predicted model, not a curated record. NCBI's taxonomy places the organism in Eukaryota, Metazoa, Chordata, Actinopteri, Cyprinodontiformes, Rivulidae.